This is a messenger RNA of Acaulospora colombiana, 1503 nucleotides long. The record is from the annotation of a GenBank genome assembly. Lineage: Eukaryota; Fungi; Glomeromycota; Glomeromycetes; Diversisporales; Acaulosporaceae.
AUGAGUUCAGAACUGUUUUCACCAAUUCGUGUCGGCAGGCUUGACCUUGCUCACAGGGUUGUGCUCGCCCCGUUGACGAGAUGUAGAGCGGAUUCUGCACAUGUGCAUGGUGACCUGGCAGUCACGUACUAUGAACAACGUGCAAGCGUUCCAGGAACCCUACUCAUCACGGAGGCUACAUUCAUCGCUCCAGAAGCGUCAGGUUUGAAUGGGGUUCCAGGUAUUUGGAGUCGAGAACAGAUUGCAGCGUGGAAAAAGGUUACGGAUGCGGUCCAUGCAAAAGGAUCCAUCAUUUAUCUACAGCUCUGGGCGUUGGGGCGACAAGCCAAUCCAAAGGCCCUGGAAAAAGAAGGAGGGUACCCGUAUGUCUCUAGUUCUGAUGUCCCUAUGCAAGGGAAACCAAAACCUCGGCCGCUUUUUAAAUUCGAAGUGGAGAAAUAUGUGGAUCUGUACGCAAAGGCGGCGGAGAACGCAAUCGAGUUUAUUCAAGACGUCUGCAAUACUAGGACAGAUGAAUAUGGAGGGUCUAUCGAGAACCGUGCUCGGUUUGCAUUAGAAGUGACCAAAGCAGUUACAGCUGCAGUUGAUAUGAGGAUGAAAGACCCCAUUCCGACGUUUGAAUAUUUGAUCCAGGAAUUACACGACGGGUUUCCCCAACUCGCGUACAUUCACCUGGUCGAGCCUAGGAUUGCCGGAGAUAAAGAUGGGCGGGAAAAGGACCCCGAGAUCAAGGUGGACUCGAAUGAUUUCGCAAAGAGGAUCUGGGGCGAGAGGCCGUAUAUCUCUGCUGGAGGUUACACUCCAGAGAGCGCCGUCAAACGGCCUGAUCUACCAGAACGGAUCAAACGCGGUGUACCUCUCAAUGAACCUAAUCGCAAAACGUUCUAUACGCCUGGUCCCAUAGGAUAUACUGAUUAUUCGUUCCUAGAGGAGACGCCGAACUCGACCCAAGGCCUGGGUGCAAUAUUAGGAGGGGAAUGGUGGAGGGAACAGGUGGAGAAACCGGGAGCUCCUCAAGCACAGUCCAAAGGUACACGAAGUCUGGAGACGGCCCUUCAGGGCCUCCACCAGAAGAUGGAGAUCCAGACUGUUACUAGAAUGGCUCUUGAGCGCUUUAGCGAUGGUCCUGCACAGAGUCAAGUCGGUAAAAGUAGUACUACCAACCCUGUUGGGAAUUUCUUGCCUCAACCAUCGCUUUGGGCCGGGUACACCCGCCUGAACGAAUCGGCUCCCUGGCACGAUCACUUGACUGAUCGAAUCCAUCGUCAAGAGAUACGUCUAUACCCGCAAUCCUCAAAGGUUCACUUUUCCGAAAAGACGACAAAGCUUCUUCCAUUACGGCACCUAAUCGGGAAAAAGGCGAUCCUAAAGAGUGUCACGGAACAGUCACGUCGAGUGUAUUCGAUCUCUACUGACAUUCGGAUGAUAGUUGCAGGUCUCAGUACGGAUGACGUACGAAUGAAUGAGUAUUCUGCUGUCGAAAGUGUUCGUAAAAAUCAGUGA